AUGCUGUUUUAUAGCCAGUGCAUGCGAGGCCAAUGCGUGGCACUGACACUGACACUGACACUGCUGAGUCUGACAUUGAGCUCCUUUUUUCAUACCGCAUGCGCAGACUCUGGUCUCUCUGAUCUCGUUGUCCAUGAUGAUCUGAACAUUCCAUUUUCUCCCCGGCUGGGUGGAGAAUCCCAGAAGAGCAUUACGCGGAAUGCCUCGAUUCCGAUAUCCCCAGGCUCGAGGAGCUUAUUUGCCCGAAGUUUGACGUGUCCUCAAGGAGAAGGAUACUGUUCUAACAACGGCGGGUGCUGUCCCAUGUCUGGAUCUUGCUGCCCAGACAGCUGCGCUUCCGAGCAAAACAUCGUCUGCUGUUCCGGCGGAUAUAACUGCCCCGCAGACCAUACUUGCUGCGGGAACCUGGGAUGCGCCCCACCGGGCGGUAGCUGCUGCAGUAACGGCAACUACUGCGAUCCCGGCUACCUAUGUUGCGGCGGAGAUAACCACGGCUGCGCAAUUGCGGGCGGCCAGUGCUGCAAGUCCUGGGGAUACUGCGAUCCGGGGUAUGAGUGUGUCAUUUAUCGUGGCAUGCCUGGGUGUUGUCCCGGCGGAGUAUGCAAUACGGGGUAUUAUUAUACGUGGUCGUAUGAUAAUGGGCAAACCGUGUAUCAGACCUUUGCUGUGAGUGCGACCAGUGCGACCAGUACGAGCAGCGGGAGCGAUGUGACUACAGAAGUCAUACCACUAACCACUACCCCCACGACUACAACCGUGACUGCGACUUCCACAACCGCACUAGAACCAGGAGACUCCGCGCGGACAUCACAGCUUCCUAGUUCAGAAAAUGAGUACGGCUCGACGGAUCCCUACUCGAAAUAUACGCCCAGUUCGACGUCUGGCGCUGCAUUCUCUUCCUCCUCCGGCGCAGCCGCCGCAGUCUCCACAAGUUCUACAAGUCAAUCUCCACAAACAACUCAAGCCGCACGUUCAUCAGUCUCGGAUACAUCUUCCUCUCGUCACGGGCACAGUAGCAGUGCCAUUGGCGCGGAUAAGACCUCGAGCUCGACAGCAACAGGCACAGGCACAGGCACGACGAACAGUCCCGCGAAUAGCGGAUCCCGCGGAUCCCGCGUCCAGUGUAGUGGUUUUGGGCUGCUGAGGAGUAUAGGAUAUAUUCUUUGCGUCGGGGCUGUUUCUGCUUUGAUAUUGUAGGGACAUGAUCUGGGAUAUGUUGCGCGUUGUAGGGGAGUAAAUAGCAAAUAGCACGUGGAUGUGUAAGGCUUGUAAUAUGUAAAAUGAAUUUUCUAAGGGGGAAAAAUUUAAAUACUGAAGGAGAAAAAAAAAUUAAAUACUAAAGGAUC
Molecule: messenger RNA, 1346 nt
Organism: Xylona heveae TC161
Lineage: Eukaryota; Fungi; Ascomycota; Xylonomycetes; Xylonales; Xylonaceae
Exons: 3
Coding region: 1-1197 (398 amino acids)
Source: RefSeq, a predicted model, not a curated record